This is a messenger RNA of Vicia villosa (hairy vetch), 1161 nucleotides long. RefSeq lists its product as uncharacterized. The coding region runs from base 1 to 1161 and encodes 386 amino acids. The transcript has 2 exons. The record is from RefSeq and is a predicted model, not a curated record. Gene Ontology annotation, molecular function: protein binding. NCBI's taxonomy places the organism in Eukaryota, Viridiplantae, Streptophyta, Magnoliopsida, Fabales, Fabaceae.
AUGGACGUGUUUGAAGAAAUGGUUUUGGAAAUAGUUUCCUGGCUUCCGGCAAAAAGUAUUUGUAAGUUCAAAUCAACUUGCCAUUCAUUCUCUAAUUUUUCAAAAGAAAUUCUUUUCAAAACAAAACAAUCUCAAAAUUUGUUUGAGAGAGGUGACACAUGUUUUUUCAUUCAGCCCGAUCAAAUAAAUCAAAGAUACAAUAAAAAGGUAGAAUUUCAGUCUUUACCCAAACACCAACAAUAUUCUGGUAUUCCUAAUCAUGUUUUAAGUUUUCUCUCAAAUUCCAUUUGUGUCCUAGAUUCUAGUAAUGGUUUGCUUCUUUGUAACAUUAUCAAUAAUGAUCCUAUUAAUAUUUUCAUAUGCAAUCCAAUUACAAAGUCUUGGUUUCCUAUUCCUAUUCCAGAGUCACUUCAAAAAAACCACAAGCUUGCAAAUAUGAAUAUAAUGUUAGAAUGCUCUUUAGAUGACUACAAAGUGUUUCUCUUUGAAAAUACAUCAGACUGGUUUCUAGCUUGUUAUGUUUGCAAUGUUUAUUAUGCGAAGGAAGGUGUGUGGCAAACUAUGGAAAACAAUUUUUUACCCGGUGGUAGGAGCAUGAAGUUCGACAUGCAUGUGUUUCAUAAAGGAUCGCUUCAUUUUAUUUCAGAUAGCGGAUGUUACUUGUCAAGAUCAAGUUCGUUUUAUAAGCCGUAUAUAAUGUCUUAUAAUCUGGAUAAUGGGAUCUCAUGUAUGCUAAAGUUGCCAAGACAAGCUCUAAAAGGUUGUCAUAUGAAGUGUAACAUGGGCAUAUUCAAUUGGGGUAAGGUGAAUAGUUCUUAUAGUUCUAUUUGUUUGGUAAAACUAAGAAAGUGUGUCAUUACUGUUUGGUUUUUAAAAGAUUAUGAUUCAAGUUUAUGGAAAAAGGUUUUGAAGGUAAGAGUGAGAGCGUUGGGAUUGACGGAGAAAGAUCCUAAUGUUACAGGAUUUACCAUUAUGAACGGAAAUCUUUUAGUUUUUUCGACAGAAGAAAAAAUAUAUUCUUGUGGUUUAGAUGAUGAAAACUUUAUGAUGGUGGAAGAAAUAUGCCAACAUAAUUGUGGAUUUUACACCCGCUUUAUCUCCUACUCAGAUACUCUUCGUUCGUGUGGAACUAAUUCUGAAAUUAUGCCUGUUAGGAAUUGA